AUGCCCCCCAAGAGUGCGUGCCCGCCCAGUCGCUCUUCGUCUGCGAGGCGCGCUCAGCACAGCCAGCGUGUCCCCGUCGUCUGUCUGGGUAGCAUCCAUGUACUGACUCGCACCAACCACCACGCGCAUGAUUCGUACUCUGCAGAGGCUGCCACGGCGGAAAAGAAGGUCUGGCUCGGCCGACCUUCCAACAACUUGCAGAUCGGUAUCGUCGGCAAGUCCCCUCUUUCCCGUCCCUCGCUCCGUCGUCAGGUGGUGGCUCAGAUCGGACUCGGACUGACCACUCCCUUUAUUCUGUUACACCACUUAGGUAUGCCCAACGUUGGAAAAUCGUCGCGUGCGUAGUCCUAUCCGACGUGGUGGUGCAAGCCUCGAGCUUGGGCGCUCGUUCUCCCCUUCUUCUGGACCGGUCCUCUAACCAGAACCUUGGGGUACACUACAGUGUUCAACAUCAUCUCCAAGUGCGACUUGGGAAAGAUCGCCAACUUCCCCUAGUGAGUCGCGCUCUGAGCUGCCGCAGUGGAUCGCAGAGCUGAUCCGACUUUCGGCACUUCUCUUCGGACCCAUUCUUUGUGUCACUGCAGCGCUACCAUCGAACCCGAGGAAGCUCGUGCGUAGCGAAGAAAGCCGACACCUCGGAUUCCCCGGCAACCCUUCGCUAACUCCGAGCCCCCUCUCCAACAGGUGUCGCCGUCCCCGACGAGCGCUUCGAUUGGCUUUGCGACGUCUACAAGCCCUCGUCCAAGGUCCCCGCUUUCCUCACCUGCGUCGAUAUCGCCGGUUUGACCAAGGGUGCUUCGACCGGUGCCGGCCUCGGGAACAACUUUUUGGCCAACGUCAGGGCUGUGGAUGGGAUCUUCCAGGUCGUCCGUAAGUCGGGCAAGUGGAUGGGAGGGAUAGAUUCCGGGGUCAGCGGGCUGAUGUGACUAUGGCCCCCAUGCUUGCGUGUGAACAGGUGCUUUCGAUGAUGCCGAGGUCAUCCAUGUCGAAGGUGAUGUCGACCCCAUCCGUGAUAUGGAGAUCAUCCGUGAUGAAUUGAGGUGCGUACAGCCCGGACGAUGUCGGGUUCGCCCGAGCGUACAAGUCCGAGCGCUAACGAUGCGAACUCGAUGCAACAGGUUGAAGGAUAUCGAAUGGGUCGAGAAGAAGCAUGAUGCGCUCAAGAAGGCCCUCCGAGGUGCGACCGGUACCGCCAACUUGGCCGACAAGGCCAAGAAGGAAGAAUUGGUACGCCGCCGGCCCCCGGCAAUCGCACAUUCCUUGCCCUCCCGUUUCUGAUCCAGCCUCUUCGUCUUCAUAGGACUGCGUUGCGAAGGUCUUGGACGUCCUGACCGUGCAAAACAAGGACGUUCGAAAAGCGACAUGGUCCAACAAGGAGAUCGACAUCGUCAACGACUUGCUCCUGUUGACCGCCAAGCCCGUGACGUACCUCGUAAACCUGUCGGAGAAGGACUACAUCCGCAAGAAGAACAAGUGGUUGCCCAAGAUCAAGGCCUGGAUCGACGAGAACAACCCGGGAGAUUUGCUGAUCCCCUUCUCCAUCGCGCUCGAGGAACGCGUUGCUCAAGAAUUCGCCGACGAGGUUGCGCAAAAGGCCGAGUUUGAGAAGUUGGGCACCCAAGGACAGUUGGGCAAGAUCACGACCGCGGGUUACGCUUCGUUGCACUUGAUUCGGUACUUUACUUGCGGCCCUCAGGAGGUGCGAGCGUGGACGAUCCGUGAGGGGACAAAAGCGCCUCAGGCUGCGGGUGUCAUUCAUGGCGAUUUCGAGAAGAACUUCAGUGAGUGCCGUGCUUCUCAUUUUUCCUUCUGGAUGGGAAACUCACCGAUUUUUGACUAUACAGUCUGUGGUGAAAUUAUGUCGUACGCCGACUUGAAGGAGUACGGUACAGAAGCAGCGGUCAAGGCGGUACGUUGUGCUUGCGUCUCCGUUACGACCCAAUCCUAUCUUACUGAUCCCUUCUUUUGAUCCCAUCUUGCGCAGGCCGGUAAGAUGAUGCAAAAGGGCAAGCCGUACGAGAUCGUCGACGGUGAUAUCUGCUAG
Microbotryum saponariae is the source of this 2044-nucleotide messenger RNA. Lineage: Eukaryota; Fungi; Basidiomycota; Microbotryomycetes; Microbotryales; Microbotryaceae. The record is from the annotation of a GenBank genome assembly.